GGGAUCUGCGAUCGUGACGCGCACCCUAGCUACAUCCGAAAAGCAAAAUGAAGUGGGGAGUGUGUAUCUUCCUCCUCUUCCUGGUCAUCGUCCCAUGCCAGAUGCGCAAGGCGGAGUGCUCGUUACCAAAGGAUAUUGGAAACUGCAAGGUUGGAUGGAAUCUGUCUUAUCAGUGGUACUUCGACCCGGGCAUGUCAGCCUGUCGACCUUUUCUUUAUGGAGGCUGUGGUGGAAACAAGAACAGAUUUGCAUCGUGCGAGCUGUGUAACAGUGCUUGUGAAACUAGCGUCUGUGCGAAGGAGAAGCCUGGGCCUAGUCCAUUUUCCAGGAGCAGGAAACACCACAAAAGGCAUCGAUUUCACCGACGACGUUAUCAAGAUUAUGACAGUGCGGAAUGAGGGAACUUCUCAGUAGCGGCACCAAUAAAAAGGUAUAUAGAGUCACAA
Dermacentor silvarum is the source of this 446-nucleotide messenger RNA. Its product is annotated as kappaPI-stichotoxin-Shd2a-like. The transcript has 4 exons. Bases 48 to 398 code for a protein of 116 amino acids. The record is from RefSeq and is a predicted model, not a curated record. Lineage: Eukaryota; Metazoa; Arthropoda; Arachnida; Ixodida; Ixodidae. Gene Ontology annotation, molecular function: serine-type endopeptidase inhibitor activity.